AUGGCGCCGCUCGGCCAGACGAUCGCCGUGAUUGACAAGUCCGGCAAGGUUGUCAGCACGAGUAAACAACUAUUCGGUGUCUUUAGUCAGGCUAAAGCUGCCUACAAGGAGCGCAAGUCGCAUUUCGACGCGGAGCGAAAUGCCAAGCUUGCCGAGGAACAGGCCCUCCAGGCGCUUGCUCACUACAAGAUCGACGACUCCAAGUCCGUAGGCUCACGACGGAGUCACCGGUCAAAGUCGCAACAUCAUGCCACUCGCAGUGUUCAUCGCGGUCGUGCUUCUUCUCGCUAUGAACAGGACUUGCAAUCUGCGUCUGGUCGGGAAUCACGUUACGCUCCGUCGGGCAUUUCCCGUCGACACACUCACCAUGAAAUCGCUGUCCGAGAACCCGAGGGUCGCCCACUCACUGCUCGGUCUAAGUCCGAUGCUCACAUCGAUAUGGACCUUGCAUACGGAGAAGCUCACCCUGCUGCCUUGUCGCGAUACAGCCCUCCUGGCCCCAAUGAUCAAAAUCAGCUCGACGGGCUGGUGAAUAAGGCACAGUGGCUUCUGGAGGAAGCACACUGCGUUCAACACAGCGCAACAGCCACCAUAUCGCAUCUUCAGAAAAAUCCCGAUGCGAUGGCUGCUGUCGCUCUAACUCUGGCAGAGAUCAGCACUCUUGCCAGCAAGAUGGCCCCAGCCGCGCUAUCCGCAUUGAAAUCUGCAAGCCCCGCGGUGUUCGCCCUCCUAUCGAGCCCGCAGUUCCUUAUCGCCGCCGGUGUCGGACUUGGUGUCACAGUUAUCAUCAAGAAGAUCCAGGGCGAGACCGCUAGCGGGGGAAAGCAAGAGGAGUCGAUCGGCAUGGACGACAUGAUGGAGCUCAACGUGGAACAACUCAGUCAUGUGGAAAUGUGGAGACGGGGCGUCGCAGAUAUCGAAGCUAGGAGUGUGGGGACCUCGGUAGAUGGGGAGUUCAUCACGCCUAAGGCAGCAGCAAUGUCGGGCAUCGAUGUCACCACUGCGCGCCUAGAGCGGGACCCGCGCUUCAAGUUCGACGAUGAAUCUGUUGCAUCAUCUCGCCAUUCUGGUCGCUCGCGUACAUCCCGGCACACUCGUGCCCGUUCGGCUGGGCGUUCUAGGGCCGAUUACGAUACCACAUCCAGGGCACCUUCUGGAUUCUUUUCCAGGCCUUCCAAGGCUCCACCACGAGCUUCCAGCCAGGCACCCAGUCGAGCUCCGAGCAAAGUCCCCAGCAAAGCGCCCAGCAAAGCCCCUAGCCGAGCACCCUCCAAGUCCGGCAGCUUCGUCCCUGAGAAAGAGAAACGACCCAGGGAGAAGAAAAAGAAGGGCCCCAGCCGCCUACGACUCAUGUUUACCGCCUAA
This is a messenger RNA of Penicillium atrosanguineum, 1365 nucleotides long. RefSeq lists its product as uncharacterized. Lineage: Eukaryota; Fungi; Ascomycota; Eurotiomycetes; Eurotiales; Aspergillaceae. The coding region runs from base 1 to 1365 and encodes 454 amino acids. The transcript is spliced from 3 exons. The record is from RefSeq and is a predicted model, not a curated record.